This is a messenger RNA of Medicago truncatula (barrel medic), 516 nucleotides long. RefSeq lists its product as uncharacterized. The transcript is spliced from 2 exons. Lineage: Eukaryota; Viridiplantae; Streptophyta; Magnoliopsida; Fabales; Fabaceae. Bases 1 to 516 code for a protein of 171 amino acids. The record is from RefSeq and is a predicted model, not a curated record.
AUGGAAAAGGAUCAAUACGGAACCUGGGCCGAGCUUUUCCGUAUUCAUGCUCGCUCACAUCGAGUCUUGCAUCACAUUGUUCCAUCUACUGAAAAAGCACCGCCAGCCCCCACCGACGUUGAGUAUGAACAAUGGACCACUCUUGAUGCCACUAUUCUUCAGUGGAUUUAUUCCACAAUUUCAACCGACCUGCUGAGCACUAUUCUGGAACCCAACUCCACUGCCGUUGAAGCAUGGAACCGUUUGGCAGAUAUUUUUCAGGACAAUCAAAACGCUCGUGCUGUUAUUCUUGAGCAAGAGUUCUCAAACACUCACAUGGAGGAUUUUCCCAAUGUCUCCUCUUACUGUCAGCGUCUUAAGAUGCUCUCUGACCAAUUGAGAAAUGUCGGCUCUCCUGUCAACAAUCACCGUUUGGUUCUUCAAAUGAUAUCUGGUCUUCCAGAAGCUUACCGCAGUGUUGCCACCUUGAUUUGUCAGAGUAAUCCUCUUCCUGCAUUCCAUCAGGGAGGUCCCUAA